AUGGGGACUAGUGGCACUCUCCUGGGCAGUGCCAGGCAAGUAGGCUGGCAUGCAGCUUUACUGCUGUGGCCGCGUCUCUGGGACCUGUUGGUGGACAUCUGGCUUACUGCUGCUCAGAGGAGAAAGGUCACAGCCUUCCACGGGUCCUUGGAUAUCAGGCGCUGCCCACCUGCAUCUUAUCCACAGUGUUCCCCUGGGGUGGAGAACUUCAGAUGUCUCUCAGUGCGGCCACCACUUGAAGGGGAAAAGAGAGAAACUUCUGUUUUUAAAGACAGUGCCCUGGAUCAGGGCCUUCACAGGCUGAGAGCUCUGUGGGGGCCUUCACUCACCCUGUCCCCUGCAGACACCCAAGGUGCAGCUCAUCUGCCAGCGAACAAAGACAUUCCACUGUUCAGAAAACUCAUUAGCUUCCAACCUUCUCAAUUAGGCAGAACAAACAUGCAUUACUCCAAAUUGCCCCGCACUGCAGUAGAGACAGAGUUCAAGCAAAAUGUUGGCCCACCACCCAAGGAUUUGACCACUGAAGUUUACUUCCCUUCAAUCAAAUUUAGAUCAGAUCUUCCUGUAGUUUUCUGUAGUCAGUAUUUCAAGCAUCCAAUAUGUGUAGGGGAAUAUGGACCCAAGAAUGGAGCAGAAAGACAAAUAGAGGAACAGAAAGUUUUGCCUACAACCAUGAUGUUCUCAAGGUUAGCUGACUGUGCUCUGAAAUCCACCCAAAUUCCCAUUUUGGGAGUUGCUGUGUGACGAAGGUCUGCCCCUGUGGUGUUGGGACGACUUGCUCAUGGAGUUACAGUUCUUGCCUAACAGGAACCCACCACGGGCUGCCUCCUGCCCCCAUGGGGAGGAGUCCAUCCUCUUCUAUGGUAUACAUCUGUUGGCUUGUUUGUCCAUCCUUCCCCUUUCUGGG
Molecule: messenger RNA, 907 nt
Organism: Mandrillus leucophaeus (drill)
Lineage: Eukaryota; Metazoa; Chordata; Mammalia; Primates; Cercopithecidae
Product: chromosome unknown open reading frame, human C5orf64
Exons: 5
Coding region: 1-744 (247 amino acids)
Source: RefSeq, a predicted model, not a curated record